CGUAUUUACUCGCCAAGCUCGUCAACGGCUAAUCGGCCAUGAGUUUAGCGGUGUACAGUUACGUUACAAGAUAUUUAAAAAGAUUAACCGUAAUACAAACCGUAAACUGAAAAUCGUUAAUAGCAAUGAAAGGACUGGAUAUUAUGUUCCCAUAGAUCCCCUAACUCCAUAUUCCCUCUGGCUUGCAGUAUGCCAUUUCCUGUUUGUAAUGAAAAACAGCCUGUUAACGAAUUUCCGCGAAAUGCGUUCAUCGUAAUUGACUGUUCAUUAGCUAUUUUGGUGAUACAUACAUGUCUUCUCCAUUUAAAACAGAACCAGAUCAUAUUUGCAGAUCACAGCAAAUAAUGAGUCUUUCAUGGCAAAGUUAUCAAUUUGUUGAAAAAUAACUUAGUGAAAUUCAUAUCUUUCUUUAAAUAUGCUUUAAGAAUAUAAAAUUAGAAAAUAUUCCUGUUUUUAACAGUGCAGUUUCUUGGGAAAUUGUCAAAACACAAGAGAAACAAAAAGGCACUUUUACUACUUGUACCUUCAUUACAUAAUUUCAAAAUGCUUUCCAAAGUAUGAGUGAAAAUAAAUUCUCAUCACAUAAAUGAAAUAAACAAUGUUUUCAUUGAAAUAUAAAACUAUUGCAACUGUUUGACUAGUUGAGCCAUGUCUACAUACAAGUGGGAGCCUAUUGCUAGAAGUUAUGACCCACUGAAAGCAGGCAGUAUCGAUGGCACAGAUACAAUUCCUCAUGACCAUGGAAUUGUGCGAGCAAUGCAAGCUGAAUACAAACCAAAUAAGCUUGUUGUUGGAGAUCCAAAAGCCACAGUAUUUGUUGGUCGAUUGAAUCCUUGUACAGAAGAAAACAGUAUUAAAAAGGUGUUUUCAUGUUGUGGUAAAAUAAAAAACUUCCGUCUUGUUCGAGAUAUAAUAACAGGCUUUUCACGAGGAUAUGCCUUUGUUGAAUAUUAUGACAAGUAUGAUGCUGUUAAAGCACAGAGGGAAUUGGACAAAACUGUGAUUGAUGACAAGGAGAUUCUUGUGGAUGCAGAAUGUGAGAGACUGUUGCCAGGUUGGAUACCCAGACGUCUUGGUGGCGGUUUAAGUGGGAAAAAGGAGUCUGGUCAGUUGCGUUUUGGUGGUAAAGAAAGACCUUUCAAAAAACCUAUUUUGCCAUUUAAUAUGCGAGACAGAAAAGAGGAAAUUGAUAAUAGGAAUUCAUACAAAGAAAAAAAUUUGUAUUAUUCUAGGUACAGAUACUCUGACAGACAUGCGCCAUACAAGAAAAGUAGACAUCAUGACUAACUCUUAUUGUAUAUCAAUGUACUGUCCAGCUUUUGGACAGGAAAGAGCUUGAUUUGAGAAUAGUCUUCUGUGAAGAACUUAGAAAACAAGACGAUGAGUGAGGCAUUCGUCGUCAUUCAGAGAUAGGUACUGCUGGUGUCAAACUACUGUGAUAUUAUAAAACUGUUAUGUACUGGAUUUGAGCUUUUUAGCAGCAUUCUUGAAGCAGUUUUCUUAUGGUAAAGGAAAUCGAGAGCUGCUAAAAUUCAUCAUCUGCAUGGCCACCAGUCUUAGUUUUUCUGGCAACUGAGAGUAUUUCCAUGCACAAAAAAUAAAAUGUAUAAUUCAUGAUAAUGUUUUUGUAUAGAGUAAUAAAAUAUUAUAAUUUAUUGUUA
Stegodyphus dumicola is the source of this 1661-nucleotide messenger RNA. RefSeq names its product U11/U12 small nuclear ribonucleoprotein 35 kDa protein-like. The record is from RefSeq and is a predicted model, not a curated record. Gene Ontology annotation, molecular function: mRNA binding; snRNA binding. NCBI's taxonomy places the organism in Eukaryota, Metazoa, Arthropoda, Arachnida, Araneae, Eresidae. Gene Ontology annotation, biological process: mRNA splicing, via spliceosome. Gene Ontology annotation, cellular component: precatalytic spliceosome.